CCCGGCUCAGAAACGGACUUGGUGUCCUUUUUGCACGGCAAACAUGAGAAUGCCUCUUAAAGGAUUUGAAUUUGUACUCUUCUUAGUUAUGGCUGUGGUGCUCUUACCAGGUGCCUAUGCCCCUGAUUAUGGAACCUUCCUGAGACAGCACUAUGAUAAUCCGAAGAGCAACGUUGGAAACCGCUACUGUGAUACCAUGAUGCAAAGACGGGGGAUGACCAGGCCAAACUGCAAGGCAAAAAAUUCCUUCAUCCAUGGCACCAAGAAGAACAUCAAUAAUGUGUGUGGUUCUGGGGGUCUACCUUAUGGUAAUGGGCUCCGGCGUAGCCGUAGGCAAUUCUCAGUCACCACCUGCACACACAGAGGAGGCUCCAAUCGCCCACCUUGUCGGUACUCUGAGAACACCUCACAAAGAUUCAUUGUGGUCCGCUGUGCAGGUGGAAGGCCUGUGCACUUUGAUGAAGGUCAGAUCUGAGCUGAGAUUUGAAACAGCUCAUUCAAAAGGCUCAGCUCUUUAGGACAGCCCUUGCUUUUCCACUGAAUAUGUCUCCCCCAGUCAUUAUUCUACUGUGCAGAUUUACAGCUAUAGACUUUUUUAUUCUGCAUUUCUUGAAUUUAACUGCAGUUUUCUUAAACAAAAACAAAAAACAGCCACACUAAAUCCAUCCUUUAAGCUUUCAUAUGUGUAUCCUACCAACUGCUCCUCAA
Molecule: messenger RNA, 708 nt
Organism: Python bivittatus (Burmese python)
Lineage: Eukaryota; Metazoa; Chordata; Lepidosauria; Squamata; Pythonidae
Product: angiogenin-2-like
Biological process (GO): defense response to Gram-positive bacterium
Molecular function (GO): nucleic acid binding; RNA nuclease activity
Source: RefSeq, a predicted model, not a curated record